CCACUCUCAAGAGAAGCAAGUUUUUGUGGAUUACCUCGUUUCGCUCUUCGGUGUCAAUUUCCCAAUGUUAGACUGCAAUUGUAAGACGACCAAAUACUGGGGGGGCCACCUUUUCUAAUUUUUUCUCCUUUCAAAUAAGGAAAAACCCUAAAAUUCUCUACAAUCACCGCAUCGGACUGUUUCUGUUCACAUUUCUCCGCUUUAAUUUCUCGAAUUUUCUCUCUCUUCCUUUAACGGCCCUCCGGUAUCAUAUCUUUUCCUUCUGUUGCCUGCGAGGUAAUACAGCGUGUAGCUCCACUGCAGCUUCGGACUCAAGAAGGAAAAGCUCGAAACUUUUGGGAGAAUGGAUAACAUGCGUAAAUCAUCUAAGAGCAAACAACCUCUGCUCAACUAUAAGUGGGUUCCUCGUGACAUAGCCUAUUUUGAUGUUAUAGAAAUCGUUGGAGAUGAAGAUCUUGGGGUGUCUGACUUACAUAGAGAAGGCAUCAAUUGUUUCUCCAACAAUAAACUAUACGAUCAGUUUAUAAGUACAAACAAGAUCAUGUCAACAAUCUCAGGGUUUUGGGAAACUAUUGCUCAGCCGUCAUCUAUUCUGCAGUCCGGGAACACAACCAAGUACAAUAAUGAUACCAGCAUCACACAUCCAAGGACUGUGGAGAAAUUGCUGCUUGAUGCAAGUAUCAGUAGGAGUGAGUUCCUACAAAUAUGCCACCAGCCAAUAGGACCUAAACAAUCCUCAGACACAACUAGAUCUGUUUCACCUGGUCCAAGCAUAGCAAGUGUCAGUUCUUUCCUGAGCAAAAAUGGUUCAAGAUUUAGUUGUCUAAGGGAAACUCAAGAUGGUAUGCUGUCAUGUACAGGGAUUGGACAAGACAAUGAUUUUAUUUUCCGGAAAGUCAUUCCUGAUUCAUCUCUUUCUUUUCAAUCUUUAAAAGAUUGUGGGUCAACAACUCCUGGCUUUUCAUGUGACUUGGUGAGAAUGUAUGGUUAUAUAAGUAACUUCCCAUUCUUUAGUUCAAAGCAUGUUACCAGUGACACGCUGGUCAACUGUGAAGCAAGCGAUUAUGAAACUGAGAAAUCUUCGUCCAAAGCAUUUGAAGGACAAAGUUCUGGUGUUAAACCUACCCACCUUUCUAAACCUGCUGAUCCUUUUCAAGGUUCAUCUAGCCUUAAGACCCUAGAACCAAGUGAAAAUAUAAGCCAGUCCAAGACAUCUUUGCAUGCAGUUUAUCUAAUUGGAGAAACAGAAAAACGGGAAGGAUUGAGUUUUGUUUCAGAACUUCAAGGUUCUAGUAAUCUUUCUGAUCACCACAUCAAGCCAAGCAUCAUAGAGUCUGAUGAAAGAACGUGUAAACAACCAAAUAAAUCCUGUGAAGUGGCUGUAGAAAGUCAACAUGUUGUUCAUUGUUCCAGGGAGAAAGAUGAUAUGCUUGUGAACAAGGGAAAAGACUCGAGUGGUGAGGUCAUCAAGAAUGGUUUAUCAAGAUUUCCUCAUUUAUCAAUGUACAGUAGGGUCAGUAAUUCACCUGCAAAUGAAGGGUAUGCUCUUGCUGGGGCACUGGCUGGAAUAUUUGUUAGCUUGUGGCUUCAUCCAGUUGACACAGUCAAAACUGUUAUUCAGUCUCGUCGGAUGGAUCAAAAGUCCAUUUCUCAUGUUUUGGGAACAAUUCUGUCUGAAAAAGGUCUAAUGGGGCUUUAUAGAGGGAUCGGGAGCAAUCUUGUUACUUCAGCUCCUAUUUCUGCAGUUUAUACUUUUACAUAUGAAGCAGUGAAAGGAGCUGUAGUUCCUCUACUGCCAAAGGAAUACCAUUCUUUUGCACAUUGCACAGCUGGUGGUUGUGCAAGUAUUGCUACUUCAUUUAUUUUUACACCUAGUGAACGGAUCAAGCAGCAGAUGCAAGUUGGUUCACGAUAUGGGAACUGUUGGAAUGCAUUAAUUGGAAUUAUUCAGAAAGGUGGUUUGUCAUCCUUAUAUGCUGGUUGGGGUGCAGUUCUUUGCAGGAACAUACCUCAUUCGAUCAUCAAGUUUUACACCUAUGAAAGUCUGAAGCAGUGGGCCUCUUCAUCAAGUCAAAAUUGUUUACAACAUAGUACAUUGCAAACGCUUAUUUGUGGGGGUUUAGCUGGUUCUACUGCAGCACUGUUUACAACUCCCUUUGAUGUUAUUAAAACAAGACUUCAAACCCAGAUACCUGGAUCAAUCAAAGUUUAUAAUGGUGUUUUCCAUGCUUUGAAAGAUAUAGCCAAUGAAGAGGGUUUGAGAGGCCUGUACAGAGGUCUAACACCAAGAUUGAUCAUGUACUUGUCACAAGGGGCAAUAUUUUUUGCAUCCUACGAAUUUUUCAAGAGACUAUUUUCUUUGGAAAUACAAAAAAUGGAUGGACAACAUCACAUAGCCAGAUACGACACAAAGGAGGGUAACCCUGUUUCCAGGACUGCUUAAGAACACAACCAAUGAUGCUACUGGUUUGUUUGUGCUGGUGUUUUUGCAUUUUAAGUGGACAUGCUUUGCCACUAUGGAAUUUUGCACCUGCGCUAUUGAGAUCAGUGGUUAGUGGGGUUUCUUGUUUUGGGCUUCAUAGCUUUGCUGCUUCUGGGUGAUGACACGCUAUUUAUCUUGUCCAAUGAAUAGAGAUGGCAGCAAGUGGAUCACACAAACAGCCUUCAAUCUUUUAAGGUAAAGUUUUUUGAUCAGCUGUCCAUGUGAAGUGUCUCAUAGCCAUAUUAGCUAACCAUACUAUCAAUCUUCCUAUGUGCCUGCCUUAUGGGAAAGAAGAUCUGAUUUCAAUAUUUCUCUUACAUAAACCUCGAAGUUUCAUUAGAUCUUAUGGUUGGAUGAAUGUUCUGAUUCCUUUUUUUAAAAAAAAAAACCCUCGAUGAAGAGAUGUGCUAUGUUCUGGUAAUUUUCCCUUGGUUUCUGCAUAUUAUAAAUUGGUUAGUUAAUGUAAACACAACAAAUAGCUGUUGUUGGUUACCUAUCUGCCACUUGCCAAACAAUUUUCCACUUGCCCCACUUCUAGUGCCGUUUUUCCUCAAGUGUUUCCAUAACCUUCUGUUGGAGGCCGCCUAUUCUACAUUUUAAAAUUAAAAUUGCUUCUUUAAAUGCAUUAAUUCUCUGCGUCAUGGUUUUGUAUUUCUUUUCCCUUAGUUGUGAAGUUACUUUAACCAUUCCUGCUAGGAUAAUGUGACUAUUGACAGUCUGACUAGUCACAUCGGCCUCUGGGUGAAACCAUUUGGGCAUGAUGGCAAUAAAGGUCCAGCAGGUGAAACACUGAAGCUAUUGCUAUGUUUGAAGACUUCAUGUGUUGGUGCCGUACAGGCACUUUUGGUCAUCAGAGAGUGGUUUUGCUGGCUAAGGAGCUGAAGAGGAUAUAGAUCCAAGUUGUACUAUGUCCGUCCAAUAGCAGUCACGAAACCAAAUUAGCUGUUCUUGUGUAAGUACUCUCUCUCUUGCUCUCUCUCACUCGUUCACUCACUUGCACACACACGUGCACAUGCCAUUGAAGUGCAGAGUUUGGAUCAGACCCCUUGAACAGGUUGAAUUUCUUUUUAAGUUAAUUGUUUGACAAGUUCCAUUAAUACAGAUGUUUCACAAUCUUGUAUCACAGUGGAUUUGUUUGCAUUCUUUGCUUGGAUUCAUGAGCGUUGGGAAGCUAUUGCUUUGUUGAAAGACUACAUGUGGUGGUGCUAUACAAAUAAUUUUUGGUCAUCAGAACGCUUCUGCUCACUAACGAACUUGGGAUGAGAUGAAGAGGGUGUAGGUCCAAAUCAUAUCAUAGUCAAUCCACUAGCACUGUUGAAUCUAAAUUAGCUCUUCUUCCUCUCUCUCUCUCGCUCCCUCUCUCUCUCCCUCUCUCUCUCUCUCUCUCUCUCUUGUGCACCAGCCAAUUGCCUUCAAGUGCAGAAGUUGGAUUGGAUCAUUUGCAGGUUUGAUUUCUCUUUUAGUUCACUAUUUUACAAGUUUCAUUGGUUGGAUGUUUCGCAAUCUUGCUCCACAGUGGAUUUUGUUUGCAUUACUGGGCUUGGAUUCAUGAGUGUUUUGUUUAGCCAGGCGAUAUCAAGUUCUUGUAGUACUGUGUUCGUGCUGUUUAGUCUGGCCAGAGAAUUAAAUUUCUGUUUGGUUCGCUUCAUGCAGGUUUAAAAUGGGCAUAUUGUCCGGUUGGGCUGAUCCUCUUCUCCAUUCUGGUUGCCGGCGCCAACAUGAUUUGAGGUCUGAAGCUUUAGGUAAUGCCGGAGACCACCUGAGUUGGUGCUUUAACUUCCUUAAAAAUGGUGAAUUGAGAGUUUUAUCGCUGAGGACCAUUGUUGAAAAAGUUGGAAUGGGAAUGUGGACCUCAAAGCCUCAAGGAGCAAGGAAACCCCUUGGAUGUACCUGCCGCACCAUACUUUGUGCACGUGGUCUGGCUUUCAUCAGAGUGCCUUCUAUGAGGGUCAAACUGUAUCGAUUUUCCCCCGAGUAUCCACUUCAAGUGUUAUAAAAAAUUUUAAAAACCAUAAGCACUUUGGAUAGCAAUAAUAAGUUAAGAUAUUGUAAA
Messenger RNA from Nymphaea colorata (pocket water lily), 4535 nucleotides. RefSeq lists its product as uncharacterized. Bases 344 to 2443 code for a protein of 699 amino acids. Gene Ontology annotation, molecular function: S-adenosyl-L-methionine transmembrane transporter activity. Gene Ontology annotation, cellular component: mitochondrial inner membrane. The record is from RefSeq and is a predicted model, not a curated record. The transcript has 10 exons. NCBI's taxonomy places the organism in Eukaryota, Viridiplantae, Streptophyta, Magnoliopsida, Nymphaeales, Nymphaeaceae.